This is a messenger RNA of Hemicordylus capensis (graceful crag lizard), 6743 nucleotides long. RefSeq names its product phosphomannomutase 1 (gene PMM1). NCBI's taxonomy places the organism in Eukaryota, Metazoa, Chordata, Lepidosauria, Squamata, Cordylidae. The record is from RefSeq and is a predicted model, not a curated record. The coding region runs from base 16 to 1086 and encodes 356 amino acids. Gene Ontology annotation, molecular function: phosphomannomutase activity. Gene Ontology annotation, cellular component: cytosol. The transcript is spliced from 8 exons. Gene Ontology annotation, biological process: GDP-mannose biosynthetic process; protein N-linked glycosylation; mannose metabolic process.
AUCUAAGACACCGAGAUGUCCACAGAGGGAAGAAGGCCAAGCUGGAGAAUCCGGCCCAGCAACAAGGAGGGUCAACGGAGCGGAGUGCUUGGACGAGAGAGCUUUUGCCGCCUCUGCCGCCACCAUGUGUGUACGUGUUGCCAGGCCGGUUCCCACGAGUCACAUGAGCGGCCCUUCGCGCCACCAUUGGCUCGGCUACGGGCCGACGCCUCCCUCCAGCCUCCUUGCAGAUCGCAGUCUUGUCCCUCCUUUCCGAGAAGCCGCCGCCGCCGCCGCGCCAGGAAAGAGGGCGCUGCUACGAUGGCUGCCCCCGAAGCGCCCCGGCGCAAGGAGAGGACCCUCUGCCUCUUCGACGUGGAUGGGACCCUCACGCCGCCUCGCCAGAAAAUUGACGCCGAGGUAGCAGAGUUUCUUCAAGAGCUGCGUAAAAGGGUGAUGAUCGGCGUGGUGGGAGGCUCCGACUACUCCAAGAUAGCUGAACAGCUUGGAGAAGGGGAUGAAGUCAUCGACAAGUUUGAUUACGUCUUUGCGGAAAAUGGCACCGUGCAGUACAAGAACGGGCAACUUGUCUCCAAGCAGGCUAUCCAGAACUACCUUGGGGAGGAGCUUCUGCAAGAGCUGAUCAACUUCUGUCUCAACUACAUAUCACUUCUAAAGCUGCCCAAGAAACGAGGAACUUUCAUAGAAUUCCGCAACGGCAUGUUGAACAUCUCUCCUGUUGGUCGAAGCUGCAACUUGGAGGAACGUAUCGAAUUUUCUGAGCUGGACAAGAAAGAGAGGAUCCGUGAGAAGUUUGUAGCUGCACUGAAAAGGGAGUUUGCUGGCAAAGGUCUGCGGUUUUCCCGAGGCGGCAUGAUCAGCUUUGAUGUCUUCCCAGAGGGCUGGGACAAGCGCUAUUGCCUUGACAUCCUAGAUGACGAGAGCUUCGAUACCAUACAUUUCUUUGGGAAUGAGACAUCCCCUGGUGGGAAUGAUUAUGAAAUCUACGAUGACCCCCGGACAGUUGGACACAGCAUCCAGUCUCCCCAAGACACAGUCCGGAGAUGCCGGGAGAUCUUCUUUCCAGAGAUGGUGAACGAAUCUUGACUUGUAGGCCUUCUGCUGCUCUUUUUCUCCACUGAGAGGAGACCCUCACUCGAAUCAUGAAAGCACCUUUUGGAUCCUUUCAGGGCUCUGCUGAGACACAGGGUUAGACAUGCACUUUGGGAACAGAGGUGAAGUGUCAGAGUGGGAAGAAAAUGGCGGUCCUCCAAUGGGAAAAUCACCACUCCUAGCUAAUGGGGUUUAAUAGAACUAGAAUUGCCUUGCCCUCACCCCAUCCCCCUCAACGAGGUAGAGUUUUGUCCUUGAAAGGAAACAUGUCCCUGUUCUAACUAAGGACUUUUAGGGAGAAUCUAAUCAUCACAGUCUCUCUCCCCACACAUUUGCACAAAUGAUAAUCUAUUUCUGAGAUUAAUCUCAUAGAUCUUUAUAAAUACAUAUAUAUUUUAAAGGAGCAGGGCCUGAACUUUCAGGGUUUGAGGCUUGUCCAGUAUUUUCAUAUUGUUGAACAGGCAAGGUGACCUACGUAUGGUUUUUUAAUUGGGUUUAGAUCCUUUUAAAGCUAAUAAUAUGAUAAAGGGAGGUGUGACCUUACAUUUAAGGAAUGACCGCAAUCCAGCACUAGUCAUGCUUUUUUUAAAAAAGAAGAAGCCACAAGUUGUUUGGGUAAGAACUAAUCUGCCCUCUUUCCUUUCACUACCCCUGCAACUGGACUAAAUUUGGUCCAAAUUGGUUAGGCAGUUCACAAGUUAGCCCACUUGUUCAUGCGUCCACCAUCUUGAAUUGAGGUGGAUUGCAUAAUUACAAACUAUGCCAUUGAGGUGUCCCUUUGUGACACUCACUACAACUACACCAAAUCUGGUUCAAAUCAAUUAGGUGGUGAAUAAUUUAGCCCACUUGUACCUCAAAUGUGUACCUCAGAUCUUGAAUUGGGGUGGAUGACAUCAUCACACUCUACGCCAUCGAGGUGUCCCUAUGUAUUCCUAUAACUGUACCCAAUUUGGUUCAUAUUGGUCCAGGCAUUGUGCAGUUGAUAGUGGAGGAUGGACAGUCACUCACUCUCUCUACUGGGUGAUCUCAUAAGCUUACUUUUCCUUUAAGGAAAAGCUUAUUUAUAACCAGUUGUGCAAGGAAGAAGAUGGGGGACACAUUUGAAAUUGCAUCUCAUUGAAAGCAAUGCAGUGUGGAUGCCGGCAUCCAUAUUCAAAAGUGCAUUUGAAUGCACAUCUAAUUGAAGUGGAUGGUUCAUGAUCCAGAAAGUGAUGGAUCAGGAAGCCUGUACAAAGAUUGCUGCUGCAGAAUUAGGUUGAACAAGAGUGCUAUUUUUUUUAAAAAUGGGAGUUUCACAUCAGUUGGAUGAGCUUUGAGCAGCAUUAGCAUUGUUGCAUUGUUCUAACAGAAAAGAAAUAAGGAAUGUUUGUUACAAAGACAUUUUUUCAGCAAUGUGUUAAUUCAGCACAAGAAAUAACUAGGUGUUAGUAUUAAAGAUAAUUUAGCGAUAGGACUAGAUAAAGACCUGGUUCUUCUAACCACACUGACAUGUUCAUAAGUCCAGUUCAGCUAAGUGGGAUUUAUUAAGGAGCAAACGUUUACAAGUGCAGUUUAAAAUCAUGUUUGCUUGGGCAUCCAAGGAUUGAAUUUGUUGUUGGUAAUUCAGUUUCUUUCCAGCCUUGUCCACAUAAGACUUUUCAAGUUCUGAACAACUAAAAAGGUUUAAUUUGAAAUGAAUUAAUUACUUAAUUUUAGUGGGAAAUAAGCCAAACUGUAAUGCUUGUAAUUAAUGGUCUCUCCCCCCACCCUGCCAAUAAUUUAAUCUGGUUUAAAUUACUGUCUGUGUUGACAGGAUUGAUAUGUCCAUAUAUGUUGGGUACAAUGGGCAAAAUCCAGUAGAGGCGUGCAAAACCAGUUCAAAUCUAACCUGGUUUGAUUCAAACUAGCCCAGUUUGACCAGUUCCAGCUUGAACUGGACCACCACCACCCCAAAUGGGGCCAGGUUCAAACUGGAAUGGGCCCAGUUCGACUGGUUCAGCCGUGCUUGUAAACAGGAAUCUGGCAAGGAUUCCCUUUUACAAGCAAAGGGAAUUCCCUAAGUAAAAAGGGAUUUGGUGGUGAGCAAGAGGGCACCUUAUAGGCAUUGGCUCCACCACAGUGGCCUCUCUUGGCCCCACGGGCACACCCCCCCACACACACCAUGGGCAGGUGGGUGGCCCAGUUCUGGCCUACACACACAGAGAGACUAGAACCAGGCUGCCCAUGGGGUGAGCGGGGGGAGUGCCGGCGAGGCCAAGCAGGGCCACUGCUGCCACCAGGGAGCUGCCGCUGCCACCAACAGUAAGGUGCCCGCCCAUCCCUGGAACCCCUUUUUACUCGGGGAAUCCCCUUUGCUUGUAAAGGGCAAUCCUUACCGGAAUCCCCUUUAUAAGCAAGGCACUCAAACCAGGCCAAACUGGUUCAGCCUGGUUUGACAGCAUGAACCAAAGCACCGGCUGCUUCUAACGAACUGGUUUGCAGACUGGUGGUUGAAUUCAAACCGAACCACCACUGACAGUUCAGUGUAUACCUAUAAAAUCUAGACUAAGUUUGUCUGGACUUAAGUACCAUUGGAAUUUUUUAAAAAAAAUUAAUACUGCCCAAAACACACGUUCUCUGGGAGGUUCACAAAACAAUAAAAACAACCAAUAAGAAGACUGACACAUUUCAACAAUUAAAAUUUAAAAACUUAACUAUUAAGACACAAUUAAACCAAUAUCUAAUUAAAAGCCUGGGUGAACAAAUGCAUCUUGACUGCCCUUUUAAAAGUUGUAAGAGAUGGGGAGGCUCUUAUUUCAGCAGGAAGUGUGUUCCAAAGACUCAGGGCAGCAAUGGAGAAGGCCCGUCCCUGUGUAGUCACCAGACGAGCUGGUGGCAACUGCAGACGGACCUCUUAAUUGAACUUAAAUUAGUCAUGACUAGAUUAUCUCAUUUAUUUCAGUGGUGCUUAGUUGUGACUAAGGUCCUGCUCAAUUAGCAGGGAAAAAACCCUGGGAGGCAUGAUGCACAGCCCUCUGUCUGUGCUGAAGGCGUCUAUGUGCAGCCGACUGGGUCCAGAGGAAGAGAGGGGAAGUUAUUUCCGUGUCUCUUUCUUCCCUCCCAAAGUCUUUCCUGAGGAUUACACAGCCCUCAGGAACAUAUUUAAACAACUGUAAAGGGGUUGGUGGGGGGGACACUCCAAAAUCACUCCCUGUUCCCUCUGCACAUCUGAAAGAAGCCUUCAGCACAGGGACACUGAAGGAUCCUCAGUCCUCCUGAGGGCUGUGCAUCAUGUCUCCCACUGUUUAAAAAAAUCCUCUUCCCUAAAUAUGCAUAUAAAUUUUCUUUUCCAAUUAAACAGAGUUGCCCAUCUCUACCACAGGAAGUUGUCCUUAAAGAGAAACAGUGACAAGAGUGAUGGCUCAUCCUUGUCCAUGGAAGAUCACAUACAUUCCAUUUACACUCCCACACAAAUCCAGGGAGCAGUAGGAUGCUUAGCUUGUUGUUGUUUUUUUUUUUUUAGUUCCUAGCCCUCAUGGUUUCAGAGACACAGUGUUGAAAACAUGGUAGCAAAGCCUUCUAAAUAAUCAAAAAUGUUGUAUGUUGAGGCUUCGGUCCCUUCGUUCCUCUCUGUCACACUGUAUUCAUGACUUCCUCUUCUCUAGGGCAAUUCAUGCAUUACAUUGUAUGUGUACAGUGUACACAGAUUGAGUCACAUGUAUUCAUGUACAACAGGUGAAUAGUCUUCCUCUGUAUCUUAUUACUGCCCUCUUCUCCCAUCAUUCUCUGCACCAACCCUUGCCAAAAAAAAACAAAAACCAACCCACCCCGCAAACCUAUUUCUUAGAAUAAGUUGAUUUAAAAGUAUAACUUGUAUUGGUGUACAGAAUUUGGCAUAGAAUAUGCACACGUACCUUCUCAUAUGAAGUAGUAAUACUCAGCACUGUUCCCAUCUGUUUGGUGCUAUUAUUACAGCCAUUGUGUGAGAGCACCUUUAGAGUCUUUGUUGUUUUAUCUGCCCUCUUUACAACUCACCUGCAAGUUAGGAAAUGAAACUGCGCAGAACUUCAAACUAAAACCUACGUGGUGUUCAAUCAGCAUUAUUUCUUAUUUCAUAAUUAGCGAGCAAGAACUUGCUCCUUGUAUACUGAUCCCUACUCCAGCACACAAAGCUGACAGCGUUAACAACCUACCCAACAUCACAGAAAAUGGCUGGAGGCACCAGGAAUUAAAACUUAUUAUUUCAUGAGUAGGGGACCUACUGUAUGUUUUACUAUGAAGCAGUUGCAGAGGCUAAUUUUAUCAUAAACACACACUGCAGGGUAUAGGGACCAAUCUUAGUUUGUGAUGAAAACAGCACAUCUUAGCAAGCUCAGAGGCUCACCCCCUCCAUGCAAGUGUGCACACACAAGUCACUAAUUGUUAACUUAGGAAGCAGCCCUUACCCUCAUGCACUCGAACUCCCACCAUCCUUGGCCCUAAUGAAUUCUUAGACCAUUCUGUGUUCACUGUCUUCUUCAAGUUUGCAGUUCAUCGUUUGAGUCUCCAGUUCCUGCUUGAAUUUAAUUUUGAGGUCUGCACUUUCAGAUUUGCACUUAUGCAGAGGACCAAUAGUUUUCUUGGUGCCAACAGACCCCACCCAUUCUGAAUUUGACCAGGAUGGGGGAAGAAUAGGCAGAAUAUUUUAAUAGGUACAGGAAUCCUGUAAUCCUUCCUGAGAAAUGAAAAGCCACUGUUAAUCUAACAAGAGUGUCCAGCAUUCUACAUUCCUGGCUAAGCUAUCUCUUCAUUCAUUUUCUCAUGGGGCAAUAGCUGUUUUACACUCCACAGAUCUUAACAGCAGUUUUACACUCCAUAACUGUACUCCCAUAUUAUAUAUCCAUCAAAGGGUCAUUCAUAUGUGGAACCAGGGGGAAGUUAUUUCCACCCGCAAAGUACCAGCUCUUGGGGCCUAGUGUAUUCUGGAUCCCUGUUAGCAACACUCUGAUAGCUGUACUAAAAUUUCAGGGAGAAGAGUGACAUCUGUAGCAGUGAGGAUCCUUCUAUGAAAUGGAAAUGGGCAGGGACAGGCCAUAACUCAAUGGUAGAGCAUCUGCUUUGCAUGCAGAAAGUCCCAGGUUCAAUUCCUGACAUCUCCAGGAAACCCUUGAGAGCCAUUGAACUAUGAUCUAGAUGGGCCAAGGGUCUUCGUAUAAGGCAUCUCCAUAGAGCUGCUCCCCACCCCCAAGUCCAUGCUAGGGUGCCAAGCCCUCCAAUGAGCGCUUCUGUAUUAUGCAGUUCAGAUUAUCAGAUCACUCCAGAGGGCGAACACUUCCUGCUACUGUCAUCUAAAUGUAGUAUUGUUGUGUGCGUGAAAUAGAAAAUGCUCACCAGUGAAUAUUGCCUAGCACUAAUACUUGUUACCUUCUGGAUGAUUUAGGUGCUAUACUGGGAAAAUGGAACAGAUGUAUCAAGAAAGGGAUUCUUGAUAAUGAUGUAUCCACAACGUGUAUAUUUAUGUCUUUGUAACGCUGCUGUGUUGCUUCUGCCUUGAAGAGGUGGGUUCCUGCCACUGAGCUUUUCCCCUUUUAGUCACCCACCUUUUCGCCUGCAGAGGAUGUUUGAGUGACCUACAGGUGGCUGGAUUUCUAGGGUGGACCAAUGCAAAAAGGCAUCAUCUCACAGCUGUUGCUAAUUAAAUUAAUAUAUUCUAA